GGCAAGGGCCACACUACAGCACCGAAAAUCCGCUCAACGAAACGUCGCGAUGUCAGCCAAGUCACGAGUCAACACCUCCGGUAACAAGCUGAAGAUGACCCUCGGUCUGCCAGUCGGUGCGGUCAUGAACUGCUGCGACAACUCGGGUGCCCGUAACCUCUACAUCAUCUCCGUCAAGGGCUUCGGUGCUCGUCUCAACCGUCUCCCGGCUGCAGGUGUCGGCGACAUGGUUAUGGCUACUGUCAAGAAGGGAAAGCCAGAACUCCGAAAGAAGGUCAUGCCUGCUGUCAUUGUGCGCCAGAGCAAGCCAUGGCGCAGAGCAGACGGUGUCUAUCUGUACUUUGAGGACAACGCAGGUGUCAUCGUCAAUCCUAAGGGUGAGAUGAAGGGCUCUGCUAUUACUGGACCUGUGGGCAAGGAGGCUGCAGAGCUUUGGCCGCGUAUUGCCUCCAACUCCGGUGUUGUGAUGUAAAAGGCUGGAUUUGGGAAAUGCUGAAUGACUGGGACUUUUUCAUGCAUAAGGAGCCGGCGGCUCAGUGUACAGCCACCGAGCUGGCGGGAGAUAACUUACUGGUCUCAAAAUACAGAUCGCGCUUCAUGAGUUCAAUGUUGCUCCUUUUCCAGUUUCGACGAUGUUCUUGCUGGGCUGUGACCGCCUGGACUCAGCGCCAAGGCAGCCAAGCCGAUGAUAAUCACAGUCGCUGGGCCAAAGAUCUGUCCUUAGCUCCGUAUGUUUCGAGCGUUUGUUGCUUGUCGAUUGUCUUCGAAGCUGCUAUGCUUUUGAUACACAAAAUUGGGAUUCGGUUCGGGUCACUUCUUGAUAACUCCAUCGGCACUGCUACUUCAUCGCAGAGGAAGAGCUCCAAUCACUCCGAGGCUGAAUUGAAGAGGGAAACUCAUCCGAUUUCGAUUUCAGAGCUUCAGCCUGAUUGCAGACAGAGGUCAAAUUUGUGGUCGCGCUUCAGGUCUCAUAUUCGCAUUCGCAGCAGGCUAUUGCCAUAUUUUUGGACAUUGAAACUUUUGUCGCAUCCUCUCCCUCUGGCACUUUGGCGUUCGGAAGACUGGCGCCGAGUGGCGGGCAUGGGUAGCGUGAAAAGCCACAUUGGGGAUUGGGACCUGGCUGUCAUAUGGUGGUUGAAGAGCAAGUGCUGGGAAGACGUUCAAGGAGGCCCUCCUCCAUUAUGGAGCCUGAUAGAGGUCUAUGCGAUACGGUGGAGAGGCUUUGGUUCAGAGAAGCGAAAACUUUACGCUGAAAAAGAUGCUGGAGACGGAUGUCACUUUGUCGGUGUGCGCACUGUGCAAUCUGCACUGAUCGACGCAGAUAGCACACUCGGCCAGAUGCAAAAUAUGUGUUUCUCGGAUGGCUUGGGUACGCUUUUCAGGCUCAAUUCACGAUCAGGAGCUAGGAUACUGAGAAUGCCUUGUCCCCGAACAGCGUCGUUACCAGCGGCGAAUGCUGGGCUGGAGCUGGAGCUGGUGGGGCGAGGUACAGCGUCUUAA
This is a messenger RNA of Pseudocercospora fijiensis CIRAD86, 1500 nucleotides long. RefSeq lists its product as uncharacterized. Bases 490 to 1500 code for a protein of 336 amino acids. The record is from RefSeq and is a predicted model, not a curated record. Lineage: Eukaryota; Fungi; Ascomycota; Dothideomycetes; Mycosphaerellales; Mycosphaerellaceae. The transcript is spliced from 15 exons.